Molecule: messenger RNA, 1560 nt
Organism: Oppiella nova
Lineage: Eukaryota; Metazoa; Arthropoda; Arachnida; Sarcoptiformes; Oppiidae
Source: the annotation of a GenBank genome assembly
AUGAAUAUGCUGUCAGUGAAGUACGUGAACCCGGAAAACGAUUUGGCACUCAAUCGCCACAAUAUCCGUCAAAUCAGUUGCGGUUUGUCUUACUUCUUAAUCCUUACAAUCGAUGGCGAUGUCUAUGGUUGGGGUGAUAAUAGACACGGACAGUUUGUCGCGGAAAUGGAUUGCUUAAAGAAAUUGGACUCAAAAUAUGUGGUCCAAUAUAUCAACGCAACCAUUGGUCAUGAAAAAUAUUAUUACAUAAUAAUGGAGUUGUGUUCCAAUAGUCUUACGAAAAUUCUUGAACACAAACCACAAGUAUUUCACCGAAAACCUGAAGAACUCAUGAAUUCAAUCGAGUUUUACAUUUCGUGUCAUAUAUUCAAAGAGCUCUUAGAGUGCGUCCAGUAUUUGCAUCAAUUGGAUCCACCGGUCAUUCACCGGGACCUCAAACCCGACAAUAUAUUAGUGGCACAAAACGUCACAAAUGGGCGGUAUUUUAAACUGGGUGACUUUGGUUUGGCGACAGUACACGACCGGAAUAUCCAUUCAAUGACUAAUAAUAAGCAUACGGGAGAUGUCGGCGACACUAGAUAUCAGGCGAUCAUGAAUUCAAUCGAGUUUUACAUUUCGUGUCAUAUAUUCAAAGAGAUCUUAGAGUGCGUCCAGUAUUUGCAUGAAUUGGAUCCACCGGUCAUUCACCGGGACCUCAAACCCGACAAUAUAUUAGUGGCACUAAACGUCACGAAUGGGCGGUAUUUUAAACUGGGUGACUUUGGUUUGGCGACAGUACACGACCGGAAUAUCCAUUCAAUGACUAAUAAUAGGCAUACGGGAGAUGUCGGCGACACUAGAUAUCAGGCGCCAGAAGUGGCUAAUUGUGCGAAAUAUGACCACAGGGUAGACAUCUAUAGUCUGUCCAAAAUCGGCGAAGAAAUCUUUGGUUUGAAUUUCAACGACAAACUAGGAUAUAAUGUACUCUUCAAGACAAACGAUGAUAAGGUCUACGGUUUGGGAUCUAAUAAAUUGGGAUCUCUUGGGUUGGGACACAAUGACUACGUAAGCGAACCCCAAUUGAUCCCAGAGUUAUGUCACCAGAAUAUACAGCGCGUAGACCCAGAAAAUGAGUUAUUUGUUAAACUCAAAAGUAUUGGUCAAAUAAGUUGUGGUUUGUAUCACUUGUUGGCCCUCACGAGUGAUAGCGAUGUCUAUGGUUGGGGUGAUAAUAGAGAGGGACAUCUAAAGAAGUUUAUUGAACACAAACGAGAAGUAUUUGGUAGAGAACCGCAAGAACUCAUCAAUUCAAUCGAGUUCUACAUAUCGUGUCAGUUAUUCAAAGAACUCUUAGAGUGCGUCCAGUAUUUGCAUCAAUUGGAUCCACCGGUCAUUCAUAGGGAUCUUAAACCCGAUAAUAUUUUGGUGGCUCGGGAUGUGAGGAACGGUAGGUUUUUAAAAUUGUGUCACUUUGGUUUGGCGACAAUACACGACAAGACUAUCGAUUCAAUGACUGCUACUAAACAUACGGAAGAUGUCGGCGAUAAAAGAUAUCAGGCUAAGGUUGAGACAUAUGUGUAA